ACUUAGAACUAAGUAACCGUAUUGUUUGUUUAUCCAGUUUAUAUUCUCGCUAAGAAAAAGUGAAGCUGGGAAUAUGUUUCUGAGGAUGUUUCAUCUGACUGCUUUUUAAUUUAUAGUGGGAUGCAACCAAGUUACUUUGAAACAUAUUUCAGCAGUUGACUCUGAUUUGUACGGAUAUGAAUUUCCUAAAGCUGUCAGACAGGGACUUUGGUGAAACAGCUAGCACGGACAAACCAAAGCGGAGCUCAGAAUUUAGUGAAAGAAAACUGGCACCAGCUGACUUCAGUGGCAUCUACAGCAAUGACCUGCUCCCAGCUUCAGGCGGUGAGGAGAUGACCAGAGGAUUUCUGCAGGAACUGGUCGGCAUCUUGUUGGGUUUUAUCUGCAAGUCUAAUCAGAGGAGCUCUAAGGUGCUGGACUUCCAUCAUCCUCAUCAGCUAAAGGAGGGACUGGAGGGCUUCAGUCUUGACCUGCCAGUACAACCAGAAACUCUGGAGCAGUUACUAGUGGACUGUAGAGACACCCUCAAAUAUGGUGUUAGUACAGGUCAUCCACGUUUUUUCAAUCAGCUCUCUUCAGGUUUGGAUGUGAUUGGUGUGGCUGGCGAGUGGUUGACCUCAACAGCCAACACGAACAUGUUCACAUAUGAAGUUUCGCCUGUUUUCCUCCUCAUUGAGGAGGCUCUGCUGAAAAAAAUGCGAAGCAUUGUGGGGUGGGCUGAUGAUGAGGGUGACGGACUCUUCUGUCCAGGAGGCACGAUAUCCAAUCUGUACAGCAUCCUCUUGGCCAGGUAUCACUUCUACCCAGAGGUGAAGACCAGAGGGAUGGGAGCUCUGCCUCGGCUGGCCAUGUUCACGUCAGAACAUAGUCAUUAUUCAAUAAAGAAAUCUGCAGCUGUGCUGGGCAUAGGCACUGAGAAUGUGGUUGUGGUGAAAUGUGAUGAAAGAGGGAAAAUUAUUCCUGCAGCACUUGAGACUUCCAUUGCCACAGCUAAAGAAAAGGGUUUGGUUCCUUUCUAUGUGAACGCCACAGCAGGAACUACUGUGUAUGGAGCCUUUGAUCCCCUUAAUGCCAUUGCAGACAUCUGCCACACACACACACUCUGGAUGCACGUUGAUGCAGCUUGGGGUGGAGGCCUGCUGAUGUCAGACAGACACAGAAUGAAAUUGGAGGGCAUUGAACGAGCAUGUUCAGUGACAUGGAAUCCACACAAGAUGAUGGGUGUCCCUCUGCAGUGCUCUGCCAUACUGGUCAAGAAAAGAGGUCUCUUACAGGAGUGUAAUAAGUUGGGGGCCCAGUACCUUUUUCAGACGGACAAACCAUACGAUGUGAGCUAUGACACUGGAGAUAAAAGCAUCCAGUGUGGCCGACACGUUGAUGUGUUUAAACUCUGGCUGAUGUGGAAGGCAAAGGGCUCAGACGGCUUUGGAUCUCAAGUCAACAAAUGUCUGGAGAAUGCUGAGUAUCUCUAUGAUCAGCUGCAGAAAAGGACAGAAUUUGAACUAGUCUUCAAAAACAAACCAGAGCACAGUAAUGUGUGUUUCUGGUACAUCCCUCCCAGUCUGAGAAGCUUGCCACCUGGACCUGACAGAGAUAGAAGACUCCAUCAGGUUGCUCCUCGGAUCAAAGGCAGGAUGAUGGAAAAGGGCUCUGUUCUGAUUGGCUAUCAACCGUUGGGAACCAAAGUCAAUUUCUUCAGGUGUGUGUUUUCCAAUCCUGCCACUCAACAAGAGGACAUCGACUUUCUGCUGGAUGAGAUUUGCCAGCUGGGUGCUGACCUUUAAAAUGUUUAAGUUAACAGGUUUUUGAUAUUUAUACAAGCAUAAAGUAAUUUUAGUUUUCCAUUAGCCUACAUAAUAUGCAUUGAAGUAAAGCCUGACAAUAGUGUAGAAGCUUAAGGAAACUUUCUUGAUUUAUAUUCCAGCUUUCCACAGAUUUAAUAAUUCAGUAUUGACUGUUAUUGUCAUUUUCUACUAUGGAUUUUUUUGUCUAAUCAACAGGCCCUUUAACUUUCAGAAACCAUCUGAAAUAACCAAAUGAUCAAAUGAUCUUCAUUGUUCUCAACAUUUUUUAUGUAUUGUUAUGAUGUGUAAGAAACAAUAGUGGAAGAUGUGUUCUGUCGAGAGAGGAAGUCCCCUGGCUUACCUCUUUUUACAUCUGAGACAGCGUAAAAGGACAACAUUCAGGACUUGACAUUUAUAUUAAAAAUUAUACGGAGUGCAUAAGAAUAGUCUAUUUACAUGUGGUUUUGUUAUCUUAAAUAAAUCAUCUUUAUUCUUAAUCAAAGACAUGAAUUAAAAUAUAAGUCUGAUAAUUCCGGGGUGGCUGUAACUCAGGUGGCAGAGCAGGUCAGCCACUAACCAGAAGGUUGGUGGUUCAAUCCCAGGUUCCAGUUUGCAUGCCAAAUAUCCUUGGGCAAGA
Molecule: messenger RNA, 2421 nt
Organism: Haplochromis burtoni (Burton's mouthbrooder)
Lineage: Eukaryota; Metazoa; Chordata; Actinopteri; Cichliformes; Cichlidae
Gene: gad3
Product: glutamate decarboxylase 3
Exons: 16
Coding region: 177-1784 (535 amino acids)
Biological process (GO): carboxylic acid metabolic process
Cellular component (GO): cytoplasm
Molecular function (GO): pyridoxal phosphate binding; carboxy-lyase activity
Source: RefSeq, a predicted model, not a curated record